This is a messenger RNA of Oldenlandia corymbosa var. corymbosa, 1651 nucleotides long. NCBI's taxonomy places the organism in Eukaryota, Viridiplantae, Streptophyta, Magnoliopsida, Gentianales, Rubiaceae. The record is from the annotation of a GenBank genome assembly.
AUUCACCACUUUUUUCCUUAUUUAUCAGACUCCAUCGAUCACUCUAUCUAACAGCACAACUAGCCAGCGUUUUAACUAACAUCUUAAAGGCUCCAUUUUUAAAGGGUCUUUCCAUUAUAUUCAUCUUAUACAUCAUUCCCUAGGAAGAAAGAAAAAAAAAAAACACGCACACACACAGUGACUGAUCUCUUGCUCUCUUUGCCUCCCUCUCUGUCUCUAUCUUCCCCCUCAGCUUGCUAGCUUCCAAGAAGGACGAACACAAACUCCAGCUUUUUUCUUCUGGAUCAAUUUUGCAGCAAUGGAAAUGGAGUCAUGUGUUCCUCCUGGAUUUCGAUUCCAUCCUACGGAGGAAGAACUUGUGGGAUACUACCUAAAUCGGAAGGUUAAUUCCCUCAAGAUUGAUCUUGAUGUUAUUGUUGACAUUGAUCUCUACAGAAUGGAGCCAUGGGAUAUUCAAGAUCUGUGCAAGUUAGGGUACGAAGAGCAGAAUGAAUGGUAUUUUUUCAGUCACAAGGACCGAAAAUACCCAACUGGAACUCGAACUAACAGAGCCACAGCAGCUGGAUUCUGGAAAGCAACUGGAAGGGACAAAGCAGUACUUUCAAAGGAGAACAUAAUUGGGAUGAGGAAAACCCUUGUGUUCUACAAAGGGCGUGCACCAAAUGGCCAGAAAACUGAUUGGAUUAUGCAUGAAUAUCGCCUUCAAACUACUGAACAAGCACCUCCUCAGGAAGAAGGAUGGGUGGUUUGUAGAGCAUUCAAGAAGCCAUGUCCAAGCCACAAGCAAGGUUAUGAAGCUUGGAGUAACGCUAACAAUUUCUAUCCAAACGAAAACUACCACCGGCGGCCGCCACCGUCGCCGCUCCUCCACAAUUCACUGACUUAUGCAAUAUCCAAUUUUCCGAGCAGCAGCAACGACGUCGUCGGUAGCUCCCAACAAUUUGCUAACUAUGCAGCCAAUCUCAACACUCAACAACUCGUUAAUAAUGUUGAGCUUCCACAACUUGAUCAUCACGAUAGCCCUUCUUCAAUGUCCACCGGUACUUUGGCAACAAAUGAUCAUCAUCAUUCUGGGUUGGAGAAGAAUAAUUUGGCCGGAGAAGAUAGUUAUGAAGAUGUGCAAAAUGGCUAUUUCCAGCAGCACCAAAAUGAUUGGAAGUAUUUGAAUGAUGCACCUUCAGCUUCUUCAUAUGCUUUCCAGAAUAAUCAGAACGUGUUGAUACCCCGCGACGAUGAAUUUUUGCUUGGAUACUUUACGGACUUGUAGCUAAUUGAUUCAACGACCACACUAAUCCGAUAAUUCUUUCCCUCCGUCCCAUAAUAUGUAACAGUCAUGUUUUUAAAACUAUUUUAAGAUAAAUAGUUUUGAAAACGUGAUUAUUAAUACUAUGGGAUGGGAGAGUGACCAAUCAAUACAAGAGCGGUACACCAAGUGAAUAAUGUGGCAAAAGAUUCUAAGUUUCCCAAUUUAAGGAGGGGAACACUAAUUGAUGUGGGAGGGAUUGAGAUUCUAACAAAUUGGUUUCUAACUUUUUGCCUUUUGGUUUGUAUUGUUUUUCUUUAAAUUGUGAAUUUCUUGUAUUGGCUGUAUACUUGAAUUUGAAUUGAUGAUAUACGUAGAGAGAUUUGCUGGAUUUUAAGUAGAGGGUUG